Molecule: messenger RNA, 1305 nt
Organism: Olea europaea var. sylvestris
Lineage: Eukaryota; Viridiplantae; Streptophyta; Magnoliopsida; Lamiales; Oleaceae
Exons: 4
Coding region: 1-1305 (434 amino acids)
Source: RefSeq, a predicted model, not a curated record
AUGGCAAGACAUCAACAAGAUCAAGCUACUAUGUUCAGAGAUUUAUUGAGGGCAGUGCAAGACUUGGGCAGGCAGCAGGCUCAGGUGGCACCUAGUAAUGUAACAAGAGGUGCUAACACCAUGAGCUCGAUCGUUGAGCAGUUUCGUCGUUUUAAACCCCCGUCCUUUGAUGGUAAAGGUGACCCUUUCACAACUGAGGAGUGGCUGAGAAGACUUGAAGGGAUCUUCGAGCACAUGAAUUGUAGCGACGCUCAAAAGGUUUCAUGUGCAAAGUUCAUGUUGACUAACGAUGCUGGACAUUGGUGGGAUUCCGAAACACGUACUAAAACUGCAGAACAACUAUGUAAUCUCACUUGGGGUCAAUUCAAGGAGUCGUUGAUGGAUAAAUAUUUUCCCCAGCCAUUGAGGGAUCAAAAGGAGCUUUCUAGAUAUGCUCCACACAUGGUAAACACUGAGCUGACGAAGACUAAAAGUUUUGAAAUGGGGUUAAAGCCAGAGAUUAAGGGAAUCAUGGCAGCCCAGCAACAUACUACUUAUGCAGAAGUUGUACGUCGAGCACAAGCAAUUUCUAAUGGUUUAGGAUUGGAAAAGAAACCUCAACCCAACACCGAGACUUCUGUAAAGAGAAAGUGGCAAGGUCACGACAAAGACAGGAAUCAGAAUCAGAAAGGAAAGGCCAGAGUAUUUGCUUUGAUGGGAGAAAAUGAGGAUCAAAACACAGAUGUAAUAAUAGGUAUGUUACCAGUAUUCGACAUACCUGCUAUUGUUCUUAUGGAUUCUAGAUCGACUCAUUCAUUUAUUUCUACAAUUUUUAUGGAUAAGAUUGGAAGUAAAUGCGUAGAAACAAAUAACAUUCUAGAAGUUAGUACACCCUCGGGCGAAGUCAUUAAUACUGAUCAAAUGAUUAAAGGUGUUAAGUUAGAGAUUGAAGGAAAAGUACUAAAGGCAGAUUUGUACAUCUUGGGAAUGAAUGACUUUGAUGUAAUUUUGGGUAUGGACUGGUUGGAAAAGAUGUUGAGGAAGAAUACGUGUCGAGGAUUUUUAUUGAAUAUAAAUAGUAAACCCCAGUCCGAAAGGAAAAUAGAAGAUGUACCUGUAGUAAAUGAGUUCGUGGAUGUUUUUCCUGAAGAUCUACCUGGUAUACCGCCUGAUAGGCAAGUAGAGUUCACAAUUGACUUGACCCCUGGGGCAACACCAAUAUCUAAGGCUCCUUAUAGAAUGGCACCAAAAGAAUUACAGGAGUUGAAGGCACAACUACAAGAAUUAUUGGAUAAGGGUUUCAUCCGACCUAGUGUAUCCCCAUAG